GAUGGCUCCAAGAUUUGAAUUAGCAGUUGGUCUUAAUAGAGGCCAUAAAACAACUAAAAUUCGUGUGGCAAAAAAUAAAAAUGAGAAGAAAAAAACAGUAUGUGUUUUACCAGCAAGAUUAAAAGGGAGACAAACUAAACAUAGCAAAUUUGUCAGAGACUUAAUUCGUGAAGUAACUGGUCAUGCACCAUAUGAAAAACGUGCUAUGGAAUUGUUAAAAGUUUCCAAGGAUAAACGUGCAUUGAAAUUUUUAAAAAGAAGGUUGGGUACACAUAUCAGAGCUAAAAGGAAGCGUGAAGAACUUGGAAAUAUUCUUGUCCAAAUGAGAAAAGCUGCUGCACAUCAUUAAAUAAUAUAUUAUUAAAUUUUUAUAAUAAGUGUAUAAUAAAAACUAUACAUGAAAAAAAA
Molecule: messenger RNA, 408 nt
Organism: Apis laboriosa (Himalayan honeybee)
Lineage: Eukaryota; Metazoa; Arthropoda; Insecta; Hymenoptera; Apidae
Gene: RpL36
Product: 60S ribosomal protein L36
Exons: 3
Coding region: 2-349 (115 amino acids)
Biological process (GO): cytoplasmic translation
Cellular component (GO): cytosolic large ribosomal subunit; ribosome
Molecular function (GO): structural constituent of ribosome
Source: RefSeq, a predicted model, not a curated record